AGUGAAGUAGCGCGCGCGUCAAAUGUAAAACGGAAACUGUCCCUUCGGACGCGCCGUCGUGACGUCGCCGCAGCAUCAUGGCGCGCUCCCGAAGCGGACGGUCGGCGUGCGUUUGAACGGGACCGCACGGUAAGGCGACGCGAUGGACUUGAACGAAGGAGCCCCGCUCGGCGUGUUCGCCUGCGAGCUGUGCGAAGUGUCCGGUCCCUACAGCUUCUACGGCCAGAAGCCGCCGAACACCAGAGCGAUAGUACUCUUGGAGGAAUGUUACGGCACGAAAGAUCCCUUCAGCCCCGAGAGAGAGAAGUUUCUGGUGUUAGGAUCCAGGUGCUGUCUGUGCGAUAAGACGGUGUGCGUGGGGACGGACUGCAGUCUGUUCUACACCAAGCGCUUCUGCUUGCCCUGCGUUCGGGCUCACCUCCAGCAGUUUCCAGAGGCGGUUCAGAGCGAGGUGCUGAGGAAGAAGAGCGUCCAGAAGUCCACCUCCUCCUGAUGCUAUAGGCGGGACACUAGCCACACGCGCUGCGGGCGUCCAUCCGGGUGUCAUGCGCCUGAAGCCGAGGCCGGGCAGACUCCGACUGCUACGGGGAAGCAGUGAAGUACAAGUUCCAGCACACACAUAGCUGGAGAUCUGUGGCUCAGCGGUCUGAGCACUGGCAGGCGAUGCCAGGGGUCCCUGGUUCAAAUCCAGCCAGAUCUCCACAAUCAGCGAGCACCGGUGGGUGGAGCCAACCACAGAGCAACGAUGGAUCAGAGAGGAGGCGAGAGAUCAGCGGUGGAGCGGAGAGGCACAGACACGUGACCGGAUGGAGGAGCGCAGAGCAGAAAACAACAACAACAGCAGCAGCAGCGGAGAGGAGACUCAACAGCAUCCAAAGAAAGAAGGGGGGACCGUGACCGUGGUCCCCCCCCGGCCUCCAAGACGAUGACCAGCAGGGGUUAUGCAAACAUUUUUUAGGAAACGGCCUGCGAAUACUUAACCAAAACUUGUUUUGGCACGUGCGACAGCACAACCACCAGGCGUCGCCAGAACCAAACAAAAACACGACCGAAAUCCCAACAGCUGACGACCCAAAAACAUCGCACUACAA
This is a messenger RNA of Puntigrus tetrazona (Sumatra barb), 1091 nucleotides long. It is a transcript of the gene cdpf1, whose product is annotated as cysteine rich DPF motif domain containing 1. Bases 143 to 493 code for a protein of 116 amino acids. The record is from RefSeq and is a predicted model, not a curated record. The transcript is spliced from 4 exons. NCBI's taxonomy places the organism in Eukaryota, Metazoa, Chordata, Actinopteri, Cypriniformes, Cyprinidae.